Molecule: messenger RNA, 1686 nt
Organism: Aphanomyces astaci
Lineage: Eukaryota; Oomycota; Saprolegniomycetes; Saprolegniales; Verrucalvaceae
Exons: 2
Coding region: 1-1686 (561 amino acids)
Source: RefSeq, a predicted model, not a curated record
AUGACGAGAGCGCCGCCGCCGUUGCAUGAUCUGUGGACGCGCAAUCAACUUCAGCGCGCCAAGCUCGCAGAUCUGAAGCAGUACCUGAUGGAGGUUAAGCUUCCCAUGGCUGGAGAGCUUCGUGAUGUUGCACACCGAGUAAAGCUGCACAUGGACGUCGUACACGAGAAGCUCACCAUCCACGUCGACGGCACGUCAGUAUCUCCGUUUGACCUCAAACCUGCACAACUGCGAAAGCAAGUCGCCUUGCUAGGAAAGGAUCCACAAGGCAACAAGGACGAACUCUUGACGCUGUUGAUCGAGCAUUUGCAAUCGACGUCCACAUCGUCGAUGCCAUCGCGAAGCGAUGAUCUCAAGGCCACGCCUGGGGUGAAGCAGGCCAAAGCCAUCCUUGAACUCGCUGCCACAGAUGAUUACUCCGCCAUCUUGUCUGCGUCUGGGAUCGAUGUUCAGCCAUCGUCGUCGACGGCAAUCAUGCGCAAGGCGUAUCUCAAGUUGUCGCUCCUAGUUCACCCAGAUAAACUUCCCAAGGACUUUGCCGAUGCUACCAGAGCAUUCCAAGCACUCGUCACUGCGUAUGAAAUGUUGUCGCAACCCCCUGAACUGAUCACCGCCGUGCCGGCAAAAGCAAAACACGGGACCAUGGAAAUCAUGCGAUCCAACGAAGGGUGUCAUCGGACGCCGGUGCAUUGUCCUCGAUGCCACCAAGCGUGGGGGCUCCCAUCACAUGGAUGUGAGCCAUUUGACUUCAAUUUCCUCAUGAUGGGCCUCAAGACGUUUCAUUGCGCCACGUGUUUGUUCGAAUUUGGAUGUAUGUCAGCGGAACACCAUUGUCCGCAUUGCCACCGCCGCGUCGAGUACCAUCCAAACGACUUCCACCGGCACUUGACGUGUGCGUCGUGCAGCAAAACCUACGGGUUUUAUAUGUACAAGAUCUCGAAUCGUCGAGAACAAGAGUACCGUGCAGCGAUACGAGCAACGCAAGAAACCAAGCUCAAAGACAAGGCCCGCAAAGACGAACGCACGAAACGUGCUUCGGGGAGGCAGACCAAAAGCGACGACAUGGGGUCCACUCAAGGAAAAGAAACCUUGUUUGCCAUGAACCUUCUCGACGCGUGCCCGCGAUGUGGAGACGGCGACGUGGAUCCUACGGAGGACAGCCGCAUGAGUCAUUUACGCACCUGCACAAAUGCCACCAAAAUUCAAGCAUAUCAAAUCAAAAUGCGACACCUGUCGCAGAAACAAGAAGCUCGGACGGUCGCAAGUGAAAACCAGGACGAGGUUCAGAACGCUGCAUCGUGGGAGUUUUUGGGCGGCAAGUCGUCAGACAUGUGGCUACUGACUGCGACCCAACUGCAACACAUGGCCAAGGGUUACCAACUCGACGCCACAGGAACACGAGAGGAGCUCAUCGGUCGAUUGGUGCGGUACCGCAAUACGUUGGACGCAAAGAACAUGGUGGGCAAUGGAGGCUCGUCGAAUUCUGCGACCAACAAGCGAAAGCGCGGACCUGUGUCACUGGAGGACUUGCCUCAAGACAUGGAGAGCAUGAGCGUCGCGCAGCUGAAAGGCGUAUGCGCAGCCUUCGGCAUCGCCUGUUCCAAGAGGACGAAGCAAGGCAUUAUCGACGCCAUCGAGCAAGCUGUCUUGGGGAAGGAAGCGCCGCUGCGCCUCGCCAGCGUGUAA